AUGAAGAGCAAGAGAGACACCCUACUGAAUGUGUUCUUGGCCAUCGCUGUGGAUAAUUUGGCCAAUGCUCAGGAGCUGACAAAGGAUGAGCAGGAGGAGGAGGAGGCCUUCAAUCAGAAGCAUGCCCUACAGAAAGCCAAGGAAGUCAGUCCAAUGUCUGCACCUAACAUGCCUUCUAUUGAAAGAGACAGAAGGAGGAGACACCACAUGUCGAUGUGGGAGCCACGCAGCAGCCACCUGAGGGAGAGAAGGAGACGUCAUCACAUGUCUGUAUGGGAACAGCGCACCAGUCAACUGAGGAGACACAUGCAGAUGUCCAGCCAGGAGGGUAUCAACAAGGAAGACGCCCCUCCCAUGAAUCCCCUCAACCCCCUCAAUCCCCUCAGCCCUCUCAAUCCCCUCAAUGCACAUCCUAGCCUUUACAGGAGGCCCAAACCUUUGGAGGGUUUGGGACUGGAGAAGUUUGAGGAGGAACCUGGAAACCGUGGGGACUUUCAUAAGGGUGAACAAUCAGAAGAUCAGAAGAGUCCUAUGUCCAGGCCCAGGAGGGAGCAGCAAUGGCUCUCCAAGUCAUGCCAUGGAAACUGUGACCCAGCAGAGCAGGAAUCAGGAGUUGGAGAGGCAGUGGUAGGCUUUGAGGAGCGGGCCCGUCACAGGCAGAGUCAACGCCGUAGCCGCCACCGGAGAGUCCGGACUGAGAUGAAGGAACAGGCUUCCACUGGUGAAAGCAGAUCUGGGAGUCAGGAGAGAGGCCUGGAAGAAGGGAUAACGACUGAGGGGGAGAAGAGAAGGGACUCUAAGGGGAAUCAGGAGGGCAAAGAGGUUUCUAUUCACGAAGAAGAGAGAAGCAAAGAGUUAAAAAGAACCAAUAGCCUUAUGGUUCCAGGAGGCUGUGGGCUAUCAACACCUGCUGAUGAAAUGAGGACUCCCUUGGUCCUCUCUCCUCCAGAGCUAGAAACAGGAAAGGACAUCAGCCUAACAGAGCAGGAACAGGAGGGGACCAGUGAACAAGCACUUCUAGAGGAUGUACAGCUGGAUGUGGGCCGGGCUAUCAGUCGCAGUGAGCCUGACCUUUCCUCCAUAACAACCAAUGUGGAGAAGGGCACAGAGAGCACUAGUGUUGCCGUCACCAUUCCUGACGUGGGCACCUUGAUGGAUUCCACUGUGGUGCAUAUUAGCAACAAGACAGAUGGAGAAGCUAGCCCCUUGAAGGAGGCAGAGAUUAAAGAGGAUGGAGAAGAAAUUGAGAAAAAGCGAAAGAAGGAAAAGAGCUCAAACACAGGAAAAGCAAUGGUGCCCCACAGCUCUAUGUUCAUCUUCAGCACCACUAACCCGAUUCGAAGGGCAUGCCACUACAUUGUGAAUCUACGCUACUUUGAGAUGUGCAUCCUUUUGGUUAUUGCAGCCAGCAGCAUUGCCUUGGCUGCUGAGGAUCCAGUCCUGACCAACUCAGAACGGAACAAAGUCCUGAGGUAUUUUGACUAUGUUUUCACUGGCGUAUUCACCUUUGAGAUGGUUAUAAAGAUGAUAGACCAAGGCCUGAUUCUACAGGAUGGAUCUUACUUCCGAGACCUGUGGAAUAUCUUGGACUUUGUGGUGGUAGUUGGGGCAUUGGUAGCCUUUGCUUUGGCGAACGCUUUGGGAACCAACAAAGGCCGGGAUAUCAAAACCAUUAAGUCUCUGCGUGUGCUCCGAGUUCUGAGGCCAUUGAAAACCAUCAAACGCUUACCCAAGCUGAAGGCUGUCUUUGACUGUGUAGUGACCUCCCUGAAGAAUGUAUUCAACAUACUCAUUGUCUACAAGCUCUUCAUGUUCAUCUUUGCCGUCAUUGCAGUUCAACUCUUCAAGGGAAAAUUCUUUUAUUGCACAGAUAGCUCCAAAGACACAGAAAAGGAAUGCAUAGGCAACUAUGUGGAUCAUGAAAAAAACAAGAUGGAGGUAAAGGGUCGGGAAUGGAAACGUCAUGAAUUCCACUAUGACAACAUCAUUUGGGCCCUCUUGACCCUUUUUACUGUGUCUACAGGGGAAGGCUGGCCACAAGUUUUGCAGCAUUCUGUGGAUGUGACUGAGGAAGACCGGGGCCCAAGCCGCAGCAAUCGCAUGGAAAUGUCAAUUUUUUAUGUGGUUUACUUUGUGGUCUUCCCCUUCUUCUUUGUCAAUAUCUUUGUUGCCCUCAUCAUCAUUACCUUCCAAGAGCAAGGGGACAAGAUGAUGGAAGAGUGUAGCUUGGAAAAAAAUGAGAGGGCAUGCAUUGACUUUGCCAUCAGUGCCAAACCACUCACCCGCUACAUGCCCCAGAACCGUCAUACCUUUCAGUACCGUGUUUGGCAUUUUGUGGUAUCCCCAUCCUUCGAAUACACCAUCAUGGCCAUGAUUGCCUUGAACACUGUGGUGCUGAUGAUGAAGUACUACUCUGCUCCCUGUACCUAUGAACUGGCACUGAAGUAUUUGAAUAUAGCUUUUACCAUCGUGUUCUCCCUGGAAUGCAUCCUCAAGAUUAUUGCUUUCGGCUUCUUGAAUUAUUUCCGAGACACCUGGAACAUCUUUGAUUUCAUUACAGUCAUUGGCAGCAUCACAGAAAUUAUACUGACAGACAGCAAGCUGGUGAAUACCAGUGGCUUCAAUAUGAGCUUUCUAAAGCUCUUUCGAGCAGCCCGUCUUAUCAAGCUCCUCCGACAAGGUUAUACCAUCCGUAUUUUGCUAUGGACUUUUGUUCAGUCUUUUAAGGCCCUCCCCUAUGUCUGUCUAUUGAUUGCCAUGCUUUUCUUCAUUUAUGCCAUUAUUGGGAUGCAGGUUUUUGGAAAUAUAAAAUUAGAUGAAGAGAGUCACAUUAACCGACACAACAACUUCCGAAGUUUUUUUGGGUCCCUCAUGCUGCUUUUCAGGAGUGCCACAGGUGAGGCAUGGCAGGAAAUUAUGUUAUCUUGUCUGGGAGAGAAAGGCUGUGAACCUGACACCACUGCACCCUCAGGGCAGAAUGAGAAUGAACGAUGUGGCACUGAUCUGGCCUACUUUUACUUUGUUUCUUUCAUCUUUUUCUGCUCUUUUUUGAUGCUUAACCUGUUUGUGGCUGUUAUCAUGGACAAUUUUGAGUACUUGACCCGGGAUUCAUCUAUCCUUGGACCUCAUCACUUAGAUGAAUUUGUCCGAGUCUGGGCAGAGUAUGAUCGAGCUGCGUGUGGCCGCAUCCAUUACACUGAGAUGUAUGAAAUGCUGACUCUCAUGUCACCACCGCUAGGCCUCGGCAAGAGAUGUCCCUCCAAAGUGGCGUAUAAGAGAUUGGUUCUGAUGAACAUGCCAGUAGCUGAGGACAUGACUGUCCAUUUCACUUCUACACUGAUGGCUCUAAUUCGAACAGCUCUGGACAUCAAGAUUGCAAAAGGUGGUGCAGAUAGGCAGCAGCUGGAUUCCGAGCUGCAAAAGGAGACCCUGGCUAUCUGGCCUCACCUCUCCCAGAAGAUGCUGGAUCUGCUUGUACCCAUGCCAAAAGCCUCAGACUUGACAGUUGGGAAAAUAUAUGCAGCCAUGAUGAUCAUGGACUAUUAUAAGCAAAGCAAAGUAAAGAAGCAGAGACAGCAGCUGGAAGAACAGAAAAAUGCUCCCAUGUUCCAGCGAAUGGAACCCUCAUCUUUGCCUCAGGAGAUCCUUUCUAAUGCCAAAGCCCUGCCUUAUCUCCAGCAGGACACUCUUUCAGGCCUGAGCAGUCGGAGUGGGUACCCAUCUAUGAGUCCACUCUCCCCACAAGAAAUAUUCCAGUUGGCUUGUAUGGACCCAAACCAUGAGGACUUCCAGGAGCAACAGUCUCUGGUGGUGACGGACCCAAGCUCCAUGAGGCGUUCCUUUUCCACUAUCAGAGACAAGCGCACGAACUCCUCCUGGUUAGAGGAGUUUUCAAUGGAGCGAAGCAGUGAAAACACCUACAAGUCCCGCCGACGUAGUUACCAUUCUUCUUUGCGCCUGUCAGCUCACCGGCUGAAUGCCGACUCAGGCCACAAAUCUGAUACCCAUCGCUCAGGAGGCAGAGAACGUGGCCGAUCCAAAGAACGCAAGCACCUUCUGUCUCCUGAUGUAUCCCGCUGUAAUUCUGAAGAACGGGGUGCUCAAGGAGAUUGGGAGUCUCCUGAGCGACAACAGUCCAGAUCACCUAGUGAGGGCAGAUCUCAGACACCCAACAGACAAGGUACAGGUUCCCUUAGUGAAAGCUCCAUUCCUUCUAUCUCUGACACCAGCACCCCAAGGCGAGGUCGUCGACAGCUUCCACCUGUUCCCCCUAAACCCCGGCCCCUCCUCUCCUACAGCUCCUUGAUGCGACAUCCUGGUAGCAUCUCCCCACCAUAUGAUGGGAGUGAAGUUGGCUCCCCACUCCCCUCCAAGGCCCUGGAAGGCAAUGAUGCCUGCCUGACUGAGUCUUCCAGCUCACCACAAGCAAAGCAGAGUCAGCCCUCCACUCCCCAGCGCUAUAUCUCAGAGCCUUACCUGGCUUUGCAUGAAGACUCCCAUGCCUCGGACUGUGGCGAGGAGGAAACACUCACCUUUGAGGCUGCUGUGGCCACUAGCCUGGGCCGCUCCAACACCAUUGGUUCAGCGCCUCCCCUGAGACACAGCUGGCAGAUGCCCAAUGGGCACUACCGGAGGCGGAGGCGUGGGGGACCAGGGCCAGGGAUGAUGUGUGGGGCUGUUAGCGAUCUCCUGAGUGACACAGAAGAGGAUGAUAAAUGCUAGAGGCCAUGCCCCCCUCCGAUGCAUGCUCUUCUCCAAUAUGGGGGAAAACAGAUAGACCCAACAAGCCAGUGAAGCCUGGGGGGAGGAGGAAGAAGAAAGGACAUUAUGCAGAACCAGAGAAGAAAAAAGGAAGGAAAAUAGAAAAACAAUCAAACCCACCAAAAAUGAUUUGAUUUCCUUUUGCAAGAUGGGCACAGCCAUGGAUCUGUCUCCUUGCUGAGGGAGAGAGAGAGAAAUGUGGGAAUGUGGACAGUCAUCUUCAAGGGAAAAGAAAAACCAAUAUAAUGGCUCUACUUCCCCCUCAUUCCAGUCACAAAGGGAAUGGCUUUAUGUAUGCCAGUAUUGCCCUGAGAAGCAUAGAAAACCUCCUGGCUGGAAGCUGGGAUCCAUAGGAAAUAGCCAACAAUAGAGGAAAAUGCCUCCCUUCCUCUCCCUCUCAUGCUUUCCAGCCAUUACCACUGUCGACAGAGUAAUCUCAAUAGCAUUUUGUGCUAUCCCAUGGGUUUGCUCUCUACACAAGAGUUUAUCCAAGGUCAGGAGUUCUGGAUUACCUGUGUGGGAGGCAGGGAAGGAGAAGAAAAAUGGGGGUGGUGGGAUGGCCAGUAGAAGAAGUGGUCCAUGGUGCUCUGUCAUGGAAGGAGAUAGUCGUCUGAGUAGGAACAGUAAAAGUCCCAUAGCUUAUAUCAUGGAAGAUCAUAGAUUUUGAGCUGGGAAGGGCCAUAGAGGUGAUCUAGUUCAACCCCUUCAUUUUUCCAGAUGAUAAAACAUUGACUAAAAAAUUGGUUAAGUGACUUGUCUAAAGUCACAAAAUAGUUAAGUGGCAAAAUUGGAAUUCAUACCUGUUUUCUGACUCCAGAUUCAGCAGUAUUACCAGACAAGACUCACUUUUAUAGACAUUCCUAUAGACUGAGAUACACACACACACACACACACACACAC
Messenger RNA from Antechinus flavipes (yellow-footed antechinus), 5661 nucleotides. It is a transcript of the gene CACNA1E, whose product is annotated as calcium voltage-gated channel subunit alpha1 E. The transcript has 32 exons. Gene Ontology annotation, cellular component: voltage-gated calcium channel complex; neuronal cell body; membrane. Gene Ontology annotation, molecular function: high voltage-gated calcium channel activity; calcium ion binding. Gene Ontology annotation, biological process: calcium ion import across plasma membrane; chemical synaptic transmission. The coding region runs from base 1 to 4722 and encodes 1573 amino acids. NCBI's taxonomy places the organism in Eukaryota, Metazoa, Chordata, Mammalia, Dasyuromorphia, Dasyuridae. The record is from RefSeq and is a predicted model, not a curated record.